AUGGCCAACACUCAACCACAGGGUGCUUUACCAAGUGCUACGGUUACUAAUCCCAGAGACAAUAAUCAUGUGAAUGCUGUGACAACAAGGAGCAAUAAAUCGAAGGAAACACAUGAGAAGAACUCUGAUGAAGAGGAUUUGUUGAUUGAAGUGGAUGUGGAGAUUAGAGAAAAUGAGGUAGUAAGGAAAGAGGUCACGGGUGAAGAAGGUGUAGUCAAAGAAAAAGUUACUACACCUAAACCAGCGGUUAAACUUCCUUUCCCUACAAGGAAUAAGAAGAAAGAACAACAUGAGAAAAACUUCGAGAAGUUCUUAGAGAUGUUCAAGAAACUUGAGCUAAAUAUUUCAUUCUUAGAUGCACUGGAGCAAAUGCCUACCUAUGCGAAGUUCAUGAAAGAUAUCAUUUCAAAGAAGCGAACAAUCGACAGUGACCCGAUUAUUCUAACUGAAACUUGUAGUGCUAUUUUGCAGGGAAUGAAGAUCCCAGUUAAAAAGAGAGAUCGAGGUUCAGUAACUAUUCCAUGCACAAUUGGUAAAGUACAGGAUACACGAAUGACACUUCAGUUUGCUGACCAAUCCGUUAAAAGACCCUACGGAGUGGUAGAAGAUGUGUUGGUAAAAAUCGACAAGUUCGUAUUUCUGGUGGAUUUUGUUAUUCUAGAGAUGCCCGAAGAUGAGGAGAUACCAAUUAUUUUGGGAAGACCAUUUCUAGAGACCGGGAGAUGCUUGAUCGACAUAGAAGAAGGUACAAUGACUUUGAAAGUUUAUGAUGAAGAAUUGAAGAUUAAUGUGCGAAACACUAUGAAGUACAAGGAUGAUGUUGCCACGAGUCAACACAUUGGGGUGAUUGAGCAAAUUUGUGAUGAAGAAAACUCUUUGACAACACACAAGUUACCCUUGGAGAUAGUUUUGAGUCUAUCAAUCUUUGAAGAGGAGGAGGUAAUUGAUGAAAAAGACAGUGAAGUUUUAGCCAUGAUGGAAACAUCAUUUGUCAAAGAUUCUCGCCACAACCGAUGGGAGGAUCUAAGGCAACCAUUAGUGGAAGGAAGUAAAGAUGAACCAAAGAAGGGGGCUGAACUAAAACAAUUACCGGAGAACCUCAAAUACGUCUUUUUAGACACUGAAAGUAAGUGCCCGGCUAUCAUAAGUUCUCACCUUGAAUUCCUUCAAGAAGAUAAGCUUGUCAAAGACUCUAAGCCAAGACUGCUAAGAUGGAUCCUACUCCUUCAAGAGUUUGAUGUAGAAAUUCGUGACAAGAAAGGAUCUGAGAACACUGUGGCCGAUCACUUGUCUCGAAUGUCACCGGUUGAAGAGACAGAAGCCACACGCCCAAUAAAGGAUGAGUUCUACUUGUGGGAUGAUCCUUGCUUAUACAAGAAAGGUCUCGAUGGUUUGAUUAGAAGAUGUGUACCCGAAGAGGAACAACGAGAUGUGCUGAAAGCAUGCCAUGACUCAGAAUACGGAGGACAUUUUAGUGGUGAUAGAACAGCUGCAAAGGUCCUACAAUCUGGUUUAUAUUGGCCCACAUUAUUCAAAGACGCUCAAAGCAUUGUGAAAGAAUGCGACAGGUGUCAGAGAACGGGGAAUAUCUCAAAAAGAAAUUAG
Molecule: messenger RNA, 1605 nt
Organism: Vicia villosa (hairy vetch)
Lineage: Eukaryota; Viridiplantae; Streptophyta; Magnoliopsida; Fabales; Fabaceae
Exons: 4
Coding region: 1-1605 (534 amino acids)
Source: RefSeq, a predicted model, not a curated record